This is a messenger RNA of Salpingoeca rosetta, 978 nucleotides long. RefSeq names its product import inner membrane translocase subunit TIM22. Lineage: Eukaryota; Choanoflagellata; Craspedida; Salpingoecidae. Gene Ontology annotation, cellular component: TIM22 mitochondrial import inner membrane insertion complex. Gene Ontology annotation, molecular function: transmembrane protein transporter activity. Gene Ontology annotation, biological process: protein insertion into mitochondrial inner membrane. The transcript is spliced from 4 exons. The record is from RefSeq and is a predicted model, not a curated record. The coding region runs from base 114 to 593 and encodes 159 amino acids.
UGUGCCAACAGAGACAACAAAGGCGCACCCACGUGCUUGCUCACACACACGCCCUGCCACGCCUUUGCAUCGUAGAUCCCCAAACACAGACACACACCCCAAGCGUUGUGACGAUGAACUACACAGAGGUUGAGGCCGAACGCCGUGUACGGCAGUUCAUGGAGAGCUGCGGCUUCAAGGCCGGCAUUGGCACAGUUGGAGGCUUUGGUUUUGGUGCGCUGAUUGGUCUGUUCAUGGCGUCGAUGAACAUUGGCAUGCCGAUGGAGAUGCCCGGCGUGAAAAUGCCUGGACAGAAGACGUUUGCACAGAGACAGUCCAUGUCGGCGCUGGAGACGGUCAAGGACAUGGGCCGUGAGAUGGGCACACGCGCAUACUCGACGGGCAAGAACUUUGCCCUCAUGAGUGCCAUCUUUGCGGGAUCGGAGUGUCUCAUCGAAUCGCAUCGUGCGAAACACGACAUGCUCAACUCUGUCUCUGCCGGCUGCUUCACGGGCGGUGUCCUUGGAUUGCGAGCUGGCCCUGCUGCGGGAGCGUUUGGAUGCAUGGGCUUUGCCGCCUUCUCCGCUGCCAUCGACCUGUACAUGGGGCACUGAGCGCACAUGCAACUCGUCGUGGUAGUGGUGCUAGGAAUGGUGGUGGUGGUGUGGUGGUGGGGUGGUGGUGGUGGUGGUGCGAGUGAAUUGUCUUCCUUUCACUCUCAGGUUAUGAAUGGAAGAGAGCAACAGUGAGUGAGAGCAACAAGAGUGAGAGAGCGAGAGCAAGCGAGUCUAACAUGGGGACACGUGUAUUGAUGGUUGUGCGUGUGUUGUUGAUGCUUUUGGCGAGUGGGAGGCGAUUCCUCCGCUUUGACGCGUGCGCGUGUGUUUUGUGCUGCUGCAAUGCCACGCCCAUUCUUUCUUGUGGGCACGUGCGUUGCGCACCAUUUCGUUUCUUCCCUUUGCGUUGUGUGAUCUUGAUAAUGAACCCGAACCAAAGACA